UUCCCCAAAUUUCAAGAACAUUUGUCCCCAAGUCAGCUAUGUCAUGCAAUAUAUAGCAUGAGUAAACUUCAGUGUUUCACAGGCCAAGAAAAAGAUGUGAUACUGCAAAUGGUGGAACAGUUGAGAACAACAAGCAUAAUAAAAGAAAAUCCCAAGCUGUGGCUCAAUAUGGUAUUGGCCCUAGGCUGGAGUGACUUCUCUGAUGAAGGCCUUCUGUCUACAGUGCUUCAGCAGAAUUUUGUAAAUAUCAUGCAAGAGAAUUUCCCAGCGAUGGUGCCAAGCAUUAGGCAGUUGGAAUACGAGGCUAACAUAGCAUUUCCUAAUUUCCAGUUUCCAAAGCCUAAUCUAAGAAAUCUUAAACCACUGAAGACCUCCAAGCCUGAUUCUACGGUAGAAGGUGUGAUAGAAAUGGCUCAUAUUCUGGACCGGAACAUGGAGGAUGAUGUUCAGACAAACAUUCUUACUCCUCAGGGACAUGAAAUUGAUGUGUUGUUGCUGGUUGACAACAAUGGGAAAGUAAUUCCAUUCUCAAGUACUCAAGGAUCCAGUGUUCAGAAGGUUGCCAUCAAAGUUCUAAGAUACCAAAAUACAAUUAAACCUAUAAUGAAGCCCACAGGAGAUGUCAGCAUGUGUUUACGACAUCUCAAGUCUCUAGGAUACAAAGUGGUGGUGAUACCAUACAAUACAUGGGCAACUAAUCCAGGCAACUCUGCCAAAUUAAUGUAUCUGGAAAGAGUCAUUUCAGACAGUAUGAAACAAUAAUUUAAAGACUAUAAUUGUAAUUUAAUUUUGUUGAGAAUAAAUUAUCUUAAUUUUU
This is a messenger RNA of Saccostrea cuccullata (small rock oyster), 817 nucleotides long. RefSeq lists its product as uncharacterized. The coding region runs from base 58 to 762 and encodes 234 amino acids. The record is from RefSeq and is a predicted model, not a curated record. NCBI's taxonomy places the organism in Eukaryota, Metazoa, Mollusca, Bivalvia, Ostreida, Ostreidae. The transcript has 6 exons.